AUAUUUAAUGGAGUGCAAAAGAGAGAACUAUAACGAUUCCUUGUGCUCUUUGUGUGCUCACAAUUAUGUUUACUUCUUCUGAAAGGUACGAUUUCAAAGAUGAAGAAGUUAGCUAUAUAAUAAAAACCAAAGAUGAUGUAAACGAAAAGCUGGCAUCAAUGAUUUUGGAAGACUUUGUGCCUGUACUAACAUAUGUGUAUAAAUCACAGGCCUUUAAAGAAUUGGAGGCGUCUGUUCAUCAAAUGAUCGAAGGGUUUUUACGGAGAAAAUUCAAGGAAGCAGAAUCUACGUUUAACAAAGAUGACAUCCGACAUUUUGCGGACCAUUUGAUUCUCGCUCGUAUGGAGGCGGAAGAGGAGGAGGGUAAGGAUGCGCUCGCUGGACUUGAUGAGGAUCACCUUAUCCAAACUCUUGCUGACAUAUUUUCCGCUGGCACAGAUACAUCCCGAUUUACGCUACAGUAUGCCCUGUUAUACAUGGUGGCAUUUCCUGAUAUACAAGAAAAGGUUCAAGAAGAGAUAGAUAACGUUGUUGGGAAAGACAGAUUACCAGGAGUUGCAGACCGCCCUAAUCUUAGUUACACGGAAGCUGUAUUACAUGAAAGUAUGCGGCUUGCAAGCAUUAAUCCAACUGGACUUUUUCAUCAAGCUUCUUGUGAUUCAGAAGUGUCCGGAUACAGAAUUCCAAAAGGCACAAACAUCGCUAUCAAUUUCUGGGCGCUUCACCAUGAUCCAAGCGCCUGGGAUGACGUUGAUCGAUUUAUUCCAGAAAGAUAUCUAGGUGAAGAUGGAAAACUUGGACCUAAGCCAAAAAACUGGCUGCCAUUUUCGGCUGGAACAAGGGCAUGCCUUGGAGAGUUUGUAGCAAAACCCGAGCUACAUUUGAUCUUUGCAAGUUUAAUGCAACGUUACAAAUGGAAAAUGGAGACUGGAAUAUGUCCAGACAUCACUCCCGUUGGCACAUUUAUGCUCUUAACUUGUAAGCCACAGAAGGUCAUUGUUGAGAAGAGAGUUUAACAUUGUAAAGUUAUGCAAAUUAAGAAUCAAAUAAAUUUGAAAAGAGAAACAAAAGUGACAUGCAAUUGUACAUAACACAUGUUUGUAUUUCAUGAAAACCUAUUAAAGUACGAAGCUCAGGGUGUUUUAUAAACAUUUCUGUGGAUAUAUUCAGGUAAUAUAAUUUCUUGGUUAUAAAAUGGAACGUUUCUACAUUAACUCUUUUAAAUUAUUGAAAUGUGGCGUGAUUAUUAUGAGCAUCAUAUGUGAGAGAAACAGUAUAGAACAGUAUGCAUUAUUAAACAAUUUCCUAAUAAAUGCUGCUUGUUGUUA
Ruditapes philippinarum (Manila clam) is the source of this 1328-nucleotide messenger RNA. Its product is annotated as steroid 17-alpha-hydroxylase/17,20 lyase-like. The record is from RefSeq and is a predicted model, not a curated record. The transcript has 5 exons. Gene Ontology annotation, molecular function: oxidoreductase activity, acting on paired donors, with incorporation or reduction of molecular oxygen; heme binding; iron ion binding. Bases 66 to 1016 code for a protein of 316 amino acids. Lineage: Eukaryota; Metazoa; Mollusca; Bivalvia; Venerida; Veneridae.